Messenger RNA from Coregonus sp. 'balchen', 3819 nucleotides. The record is from the annotation of a GenBank genome assembly. Lineage: Eukaryota; Metazoa; Chordata; Actinopteri; Salmoniformes; Salmonidae.
AGAAAGGCAGUUUCCUACAGGUCAAAGGUCGGGCCAUGACCCCGAGGGAGCAGCUGAGGAAGAUGUCAGCGAUGGGGGAGCAGGGGGCUCUGGACGAGAAACACUGGUAUCGCCUGGUCAACGGCAUGUCUGCUGGAGGUAAGGCUGACCCACCUGGUUUGAAUCUGUAUACCUCAAGACUUUGUUAGCCUGCUGAGUUAAAGCCCUAGGUAUUAGCUCGUAAAUCCUUAGCCUUGCCUAGAAAAUUCACUCUACAUUUUUAUGCUUUACUAUCUUAGAGUCAGGAACUUUUCCAUAACCUAGGUAAUUACUGGGGCCCAGAGCUUUUCUUGGUCAGGUCACAUAGUCAGUAUAAACUCAGUGGUCAGUACGGCCCUAGUUCUAUAGACUUGUAACACAUCUAACAUCGUGUUUACUGUGUUGCGUUACAGAGCUAUGUCAGAGGCAGGAGAUGAUGAUGAGGAACCAGAUAGCCAUUGCUCCUCAGAUCCUGGCCCAAGGACAGCAGAGGCUACAGGGGGUGCCCACCCAGUUUGAGCCUCGCUUCAUGGAAAGAGAGCUAGUUCCACCCUCGGAGAUGGUAUCUUCCGAGGCCAGGCAGAUGCACAUGGGGGGUCACCUGGGUCCGCCCAUGCCCCCACACCCUGGCAUUUCUGGCAGGGGCUUCCCUGGAGUUGGUUACAGUUUCAUGCCCUCAGAGCCCAUGGAGAUAGUUGCCCGGCGACAAGAACUCAUCCACAAGCAGAACAUCGCCAGGUAUUGUCUGACAUUGACCUGCAGCUGCUUGUCACAGGGCUUGUUAAAGUACACGUCAUGGACUACAGGGCUUUGGAAAUCCCAGCCUUCCGUUUAUGGCCCCCUUCAACCUGAUACCAAGGGUCUGUUCUAUGCACUAUAUUACAGAACAGUUGACAAAUAUGAUUUGAAUAUAUACAGAGCCCAUAUUCAGAGCCCAUGUGACCUAGAAAAGUUUAUUGUUAUGUCCUAUUGGUGUAUUGUUAUAUCUAACUGGUUUAUUCUGAUCUUGAUGGUGUGUAUUGUUUUGUCUGAUUGGUGUGUAUUGGUUGUUUUUCAGGAUUGAGAUUAAUGCCAUCCUCCACCAGAAGGAGAUGGAGAACGCCCAUCAGAAGGGUCUGAUGGGUAUGGAUGCGCCCAUGAUGUACCAGUCCAACGCUAUGGCUAUCCGAGGGCGCCAGCGCCUCCCAGAAGGCCACGACUUCUUCAUCCACCGUACCACCCUGGAGGAAAUGCAGGCCAACAAACUCCUGAUGUCCUCCAGCCCCUAUCCACCAAUCAGCACGCUGCAGAGGGAGAGGGGCCGCAGGGCUGGUCGCAGGGCAACUAAUCACAAGAGCGCAGAGAGCCAUGCGUCUGGCCCCAAGAGCCAAUUGGAAGACAAGAGUGUGGAGCAGAGUCCCGGGGGUGCCUCUGGAGACGAGAAAGAGGCGGAGGGGAAAAUGGACAUGGGAGGGGAAGCAGCCAGCAAACAACAUCAAACCAUAAUGGACACAGAGCUCUCGGUGGACGGCAGAAAGAGCUACAAGGAGGCGGCGCAGGGCCUACGCAAAGCCUGCAUAAACAGUCAAGAUGGCUGCCCUGACGUCACCAACUGCAACAGUGGCGCCAGCGACAAAGACAGGUCCAGUCAAUGCUCUGCGUUCCAGUAUCCCUCCGCCAGUGGACCGAUCCCAGGUAUGCCUUACAUAUUCCCUCCUGGUGAGUGUCUACUUUCUACAGUCUUGUUUUGAUCAAAAUAUUCAGGGGUUGUGCUGCUGUCUUUGAUUUGAUUUCUAUCAUUUAUUUGAACAAGGACAGAUGUGACAGAUGUGAGCCAUAUGUGUGCUAACACAUUUUGUCUUUUGUUUUGAUCAGGGCCACCCAAUCUCUUUCUUAACGGACAAGAUAUGUCCUCUGUUGAAGACCUUAGGAAGUGGACAGUGGAUGACGUGUACAUCUUCAUCAAAAACAUACCCAGCUGCUCUGAAUAUGCUCAGGUUGGUGUCAUUUCCCAAUAAUGACCAAACACAAGUGAUUUCGUGCUUACAAAUAUACACUGAGUGUACAAAACAUUAUGAUCUUUCCAUGACAUAGACUGACCGGUUGAAUCCAGAUGAAAGCUAUGAUCCCAUCUGUUAAAUCCACUUAAAUCAGUGUAGAUGAAGUGGAGGAGACAGGUUAAAGAAGGAUUUUUUAUCCUUGAAGAGACAAUUGAGACAUGGAUUGUGUAUGUUCAGAGGGUGAAUGGGCAAGACAAAAUAUUUAAGUGCCUUUGAACGGGUAUGGUAGUAGGUGCCAGGCGCACCGGUUUGAGUGUGUCAAGAACUGCAACGCUGCUGGAUUUUUCACGCUCAACAGUUUCCUGUGUGUACCAAGAAUGGUCCACCACCAAAAGGACAUCCAGCCAACUUGACACAACUGUGGUAAGUAUUGGAGUCAACAUGGGCCAGCAUCCCUGUGGAACGCUUUCAACACCUUGUAGUCCAUACACCGAAUAGAGGCUGUUCUGAGGGCAACUCAAUAUUAGGAAGGUGUUCCUAAUGUUUUGUACACUCAGUGUAAAUCAGCAACAUAAUUCAAAUCGGCCAGGACUGCCACUAUUGGCUCUUUCCAAUUUUGGAAAGAGAGCAAAUAGUGGCCAUCUUGGCAGGUUUGAAUUCUGUUGUUGAUCAUUUAUGUAAGCAGGAAGUUGCAUUGCUGUGUCAUACUGCUGUGUCUGUCUUUAAGGAAAUUGUUCUAUGGAUAAACAUUACGAUACUACUCCUCCUCAUCAUACCUGAUUAUUCCCUGCAGACGUUCAAGGAUCACAUGAUAGACGGGGAGACGUUGCCACUCCUGACCGAACACCAUCUACUGGACACAAUGGGACUGAAGCUGGGCCCGGCACUCAAGAUACGAUCACAGGUAUACAAACCAUCAAAAACAGUUGGCCUCACAAAUUCGGACAGCAGACCAAAAGAUUUUGGAGUGCUAUCUAAUUAAUUUCCAAUGGAUUAUAUUUACCAGGACCCAGCACGCAACCAAUUUUGGAAAAGAGUAAUUACGAAAUCAGCACAUUGCUUAUUAUAAUACCUCAUGGUAUCGCUCUCUCUGUCCCACUCACCAGGUGUCUUGCCGGCUAGGUAGCAUGUUCUACAUGAUGAGCCUCCCGCUCUCCGCUGCCGCCGCCCUGCAGGCCACCCCUGAGAAGGCAGGAGGAGACAGAUCGUCAGAGAUCAGCUCCCCUGUAUACUGUGACAGUCUGGAGAUGAUGGACAGCCCCUGCACCAGAGACCCAGAGGGCUGCAAACCCACAGACCCCCUCCCAGAGACUGACAACCCCUCUCCCCCCUCGGCCAGCAGUGAAACUGCCUGAGGCAUCAGUGAGGGGGAUACGAGUCGUCGGCCAGUGGCUCAGUUCCAAGUCGACCCCUAGCUCCUACCACAUACUGUACAUAUAGACACAACCCCCUAAGGACUUCAUGUAGAUCUUUAAGCAUUGGAUGGGUAUACGUAAGUGAUGUAGUAAUGGCUGCAUCAUGCCCUCUGAUUGGCUAGGUGGAAUUUUCGCUGUGUAGAAUGCAUCUGUCCAAUCCUUGCAGACCUUCAGAAGUGCAUAGGUAGUAGGAAGUAGGGGUCGAUUUGGAAUUCAGCAAGUGUUUCAGCCCUAAGAGCUGUUUUUAAGCUGCUUACCAUUUCCAUCAGGCUAUUGUGUUCAGUUUUCUAGUGUGUGUCCUACAGUGUUUAAACUGCUAAGGAUAUGAUGGAAUUGUAUUGUAUGUACAGUAUUUAGUUCUACUUAAAAUGUUUGGUACUUCUUUUUACCAUGUUUCAGAUUCAAGA